Molecule: messenger RNA, 3557 nt
Organism: Nothoprocta perdicaria
Lineage: Eukaryota; Metazoa; Chordata; Aves; Tinamiformes; Tinamidae
Gene: TMF1
Product: TATA element modulatory factor 1
Exons: 17
Coding region: 1-3324 (1107 amino acids)
Cellular component (GO): Golgi apparatus; endoplasmic reticulum
Source: RefSeq, a predicted model, not a curated record
AUGAGCUGGUUCAACGCGUCGCAGCUGUCGAGCUUCGCGAAGCAGGCGCUGUCGCAGGCGCAGAAGUCCAUCGACAGGGUGCUCGACAUCCAGGCCGAGGAGGGGCCCUGGGCCGACGCCGUCAUCCCCGACUAUGGCGACGGAACAAAUUCUCUUAUAAGUGGAGGAUGGGAUAYGUCUUCCUGGGGUUUAAAUUCCAAUACAGAGCCACAGACUCAGACGGUAUCUCCGACAGCAAUCACCAAGCCAGUAAGAAGAACGGUAGUAGAUGAAUCUGAAAACUUCUUCAGUGCCUUUCUCUCUCCAACUGAUGUUCAGAGUAUACAGAAAAAUCCAGUGGUGUCCAAACCUCCAGCCAAAUCCCAGCGACCCAAAGAGGAAGUGAAAAGCACUUUAAAGGAGUCUCUACACACCAGUCAGCUGGAAGCACCGGUGACAACAGAGGGGGACGUGAAAGAUUCCUCUGUAGCUGGCCUAGUGGACUUGAAAAACUUUGAGAUUCCUGAGGAGAAAUUAGAARAAAGUCCUGUGCUUAAGUCUAAUGCCCAACAUGAAGCAAGCACAAAUGAAGUUACCGAUAAAAAUGUGUCUACUCUAAAUUUGAAAGUGCCUGAAAAGGCUGUUAAUGAAAAAUCCAGUGUUGGAAGUCAUGGAGCAGGAGGUGCACUGGAUAGCACUUCACAAUCCCUUAAUACAGGUACAAAAGACAUGGGCUUGGAAACUAAGGAGCAAAAAACUGAGGACAGGCAAAGCAAUACACCUUCCCCUCCGAUCAGCACCUUCUCCUCAGGGACAUCCACAACUAGUGAUAUUGAAGUUCUGGACCAUGAAAGUGUAAUAAGUGAGAGCUCAGCAAGUUCAAGACAAGAAACUGCAGAUUCGAAAUCCAGUCUUCAUCUAAUGCAGACAUCAUUUCAGCUUUUAUCUACAUCUGCCUGUGCUGAUUAUAAUCGUUUAGAUGACUUUCAAAAACUGACUGAAAGCUGCAGCUCCUCUGAUGCUUUUGAAAGAAUUGAUUCAUUUAGUGUACAAUCUUUAGAUAGCAGAAGUGUAAGUGAAAUAAAUUCAGAUGAUGAAUUAUCAGGCAAGGCUUGUGCUUCAGUAUCUGUCACUGUCAUUCCUCCUGCACCAAAGACAGACAUGGUUGAUCCUGAAAAAAGUAACUGUGAAGAAUUGAAUGACACUCCUGUUUUACAUGCUGAAGAAGCUGAGAUGGAAGAAAGUGGAAGAAGUGCAACUCCUGUUAAUUCUGAGCAGCCAGAUGUUUUGAUUGCUACUGUGCAAGCUGAUGAAGAACAGGCUGUGCAAGAGGACRCUGUGCUGCAGCAGGAUGUUGUGGAAAACCUGCUUGAAGAAGAUGACUCUGAAAAGCAACAACUUAAAAAGGUGAUUGAUUCGUUGAAUGAGAAACUAGAGAAGAGAGAAACACAGUUAUUGAAUACUAGUAAAGAAAAGGCACGCCUGGAGGAAGCUUAUGAUAACCUUAAAGAUGAAAUCCUUAGAAUGAAAGAAGAGAGCAAUAGCAUUUCGUCCCUUAAAGAGGAAUUUGCUCAGCGAAUAGCAGAUGCUGAAAAGAAGCUCCAGCUUGCAUGCAAAGAAAGGGAUGCAGCUAAAAAGGAAGUAAAGAAUGUUAAAGAAGAAUUGGCUACUAGACUUAAUUGUAAUGAAACCGCUGAAUUACUGAAAGAAAAAGAUGAGCAAAUCAAAGGAUUAAUGGAAGAAGGAGAGAAGCUUUCUAAACAGCAGCUGCACAAUUCCAACAUUAUUAAGAAACUAAGAGCAAAGGAGAAAGAGAGAGAAAAUACUAACACAAAACAGAAYAAAAAGAUUAAGGAACUGGAAGAGGAAUUGCAGCAUUUAAAACAGGUACUUGAUGGCAAGGAAGAUCUUGAGAAGCAGCAUCGAGAGAGCAUUAAACAACUGAACAGUGUUGUAGAGCGACAAGAAAAAGAUCUUACUAAGCUCCAAGCAGAGGUGGAAGAUCUUGAAGAAAGGAACAGAAGUGUCCAGGCAGCACUUGACAGUGCUUACAAAGAACUUGCAGAUCUUCAUAAAGCUAAUGCCACAAAAGACAGUGAGGCACAAGAAGCAGCCCUAAGUCGGGAAAUGAAGGCAAAGGAAGAACUUGGUUUAGCUUUGGAGAAGGCCCAGGAUGAGGCACGGCAGCAACAAGAAGCUUUGGCAAUUCAGGUGGCAGACCUGAGACUAGCGCUGCAGCGUGCAGAACAGCAGGCAGCAAGAAGAGAGGACUACUUACGCCAGGAAAUCAGUGAACUGCAACAGAGACUUCAAGAAGAAGAGAGUCGGAACCAAGAACUGAGUCAAAGUGUCACAUCUGCUACACGACCACUUCUCCGGCAGAUAGAAAAUUUGCAAGCAACGCUGGGAGCACAAACCUCCUCAUGGGAAAAACUGGAAAAGAAUCUUUCUGACAGACUUGGUGAAUCUCAAGCCCUUCUGGCAGCUGCUGCAGAAAGAGAACGGGCAGCAACAGAAGAACUUCUCUCUAAUAAAGUUCAAAUGUCUUCUACUGAAUCUCAGAAUAGUCUUUUAAGGCAAGAAAAUGCUCGUCUUCAGGCUCAACUAGAAACAGAGAGAAACAGACUGAAGAAAAUGGAAAAUGAGAACAGUAGAUAUGAGGUUGAGCUAGAAGGUCUCAAAGAUGAGUAUGCAAAAACCCUUGAAGAAGCAAGGAGAGAAAAGAUGCUGUUAACUACUCAGUUAGAAAUGGAGAAAAUGAAAGUCGAACAGGAAAGAAAGAAGGCAAUUUUUGUGCAGGAAGCAACAAAGGAGAAGGAUCGGAAGUCAUUUGCAGUUGAAACUGUUGCAAGUACUCCUAGUAUGUCACGCUCUAGUUCCAUAAGCGGAGUUGACAUGGCAGGUCUUCAGACAUCCUUCCUCUCACAGGAUGAUCCUCAUGAUCACUCAUUUGGACCAAUAUCUACUAGUGGGAGCAAUCUCUAUGAUGCUAUAAGAAUGGGAGCAGGUUCAAGUAUAAUUGAAAACCUUCAAUCACAGUUGAAACUAAGAGAAGGAGAGAUUUCACAUCUGCAGCUGGAAAUUGGAAACCUUGAAAAAACGCGAUCAAUAAUGGCAGAAGAGCUUGUUAAAUUAACAAAUCAAAAUGAUGAACUUGAAGAGAAAGUGAAGGAAAUACCAAAAUUACGUGCACAGUUAAAGGAUUUGGAUCAAAGGUACAACACAAUUCUUCAGAUGUAUGGAGAGAAAGCAGAGGAGGCUGAAGAACUCCGACUAGAUCUUGAAGAUGUGAAAAACAUGUACAAGACUCAGAUAGAUGAACUUUUAAAACAAAGACAAAAUUAGCCCCUGCUGGAACUCAUUUAACUUUAUUAUAUGAUAAACUGUAAAAAUAGUUGUUUAUGUAAAUGCUGAAUUUAAAUAUCUUGUAAAGAUGAUUGUAUUAUAGAAAAUGUGACUAUAUUAUAGAGUUCAUAUGUUGACAAAAAUCAGUGCUUUACAGUGUCUUGUACUGUCUGCGGUUAAAUUAUUUGUGCAAUAUUUAAAACUUCUUUUAAAGUCAUCCAGUUAUUUAAGUU